Caenorhabditis briggsae is the source of this 801-nucleotide messenger RNA. The transcript is spliced from 4 exons. The coding region runs from base 1 to 801 and encodes 266 amino acids. Gene Ontology annotation, cellular component: endoplasmic reticulum; membrane. Lineage: Eukaryota; Metazoa; Nematoda; Chromadorea; Rhabditida; Rhabditidae. The record is from RefSeq and is a predicted model, not a curated record. Gene Ontology annotation, biological process: endoplasmic reticulum tubular network organization; membrane organization.
AUGGUUGAGAUCGUCGAAGAGCCCGAUGAUCAUCAAUCCACGUCGUCUGGAGCUGGGACUUCAAGCUCAUCGGCACGCCAACCAGCGUACUCAUCGAUUUCGCAAUACGUCUCUGCGAACACCAUGGAGUGUGUUCUGUUCGCUUCCCGGGUGCUGACCGUUUUCUUCGCCAUAAACUACAUGAUCCCGUUUUUGGGCCUGGUACCUCCACAUUCGGCGUAUUACAAAAUUUUCGCGGCUUCCGCCGCAACCUUUGCUCUCCGCCUCCACACGAGAAUCCAGGGACAAUUCGCGAUGAAUGCUCAAUUCGUCCAAAGAUUGGUCAUCGAGGACGCUUUUCACUAUCUGGUGUACUCUGUCGUGUUCCUAAUGUCUGCACCGAUUAGUAUGGCCGCUCUUCCAGUCACUAUCUACGCCGCACUUCAUGCCUGCACUUUUGUGACAAAAAUCCUGCGUGAAACUGGUCACAACCUGUCUCUGGUCCCCAAAUUGGAGCAAUUCACCGCCCACCAGACGCAAAACGCCCUGGGAAUCAUCGCGUGCUCGGAGAUCUUCCUGAUUCCCCUCCUCGUCUCAUUGAUCUUCUCCGGCCAGGGCUCUCUGUUUCUCCCAUUCGCCUAUUAUCGUUUCUUAUCACUCAGAUAUGCCUCUAGACGCAAUCCAUCGACCCGUCAAGCGUUUUCCCAGAUGAGAGGAUCCCUUCAGAAUGUCGCCGGCUCGCCGAGCUGUCCCGGUGUUAUCAGUGCUUUUAUCUAUCGAGCUAUUGACUUUAUCUCGGCCAGAGCCCCUCCUGUUAUGUGA